Molecule: messenger RNA, 966 nt
Organism: Thlaspi arvense
Lineage: Eukaryota; Viridiplantae; Streptophyta; Magnoliopsida; Brassicales; Brassicaceae
Source: the annotation of a GenBank genome assembly
AUGCGGUUGACCCGUCACCUUAAACCGUCUAUCCGCCAUCUGACGUCAACCGUAAGCCAUGACUAUGAGUUCAUGUCGUAUAUGGUCAAUAAGGCUAAGUCCAUCAAUAAAGCACUAGACGAGGCCAUUCCUCUCUGCGAGCCAGUAGUCAAGAUCCGUGAGGCCAUGAGGUACACGCUUCUCUCUGGCGGGAAACGCGUAAGGCCAAUGCUCUGCUUGGCUGCAUGCGUGCUCGUGGGCGGCCAAGAGUCAACCGCUAUGCCGGCUGCAUGUGCGGUUGAGAUGAUUCACGCGUCGUCUCUCAUCCAAGACGAUCUCCCUUGUAUGGACGAUGACAGUCUCCGCCGUGGAAAACCCACCAACCAUAAAGUUUACGGCGAGGAUAUAGCCGUCUUGACAACUGAUGCACUCAUAGCUUUGGCCAUCAAGAAGCUUGCGACAUCCACUUCAUUAGGGGUUCCUCCAGAGAAGGUUCUUCUAGCUGUUGUGGAGAUGGCGAAAGCGGUAGGAACGGAAGGGCUUGUUGCGGGUCAAGCGGCGGAUCUGGCCGGAGAAGGCAUGAGCUUGAAAGAGGACGUAGCCGGGUUGGAACAUCUUGAGUUUAUACAUAUUCACAAAACAGCAGCCUUGCUUGAAGCGGCGACGGUCACGGGGGCUAUAAUGGGAGGUGGGUCUGAUGGAGAGAUCGAGAGGCUUAGGAGAUACGCGAGAUGCAUUGGGCUGAUGUUUCAAGUGGUGGAUGAUGUGCUCGAUGUGACUAAGUCGUCACAUGAGCUAGGGAAAACUGCCGGUAAAGAUAUAAUCGCCGGAAAGCUGACGUAUCCGAAAGUGAUGGGAGUGGAGAAGUCGAGAGAAUAUGCUGAGGAGUUGAACAGAGAAGCGCAAGAACAUCUUCAAGGGUUUGAUUCAGACAAGGUGGCUCCUUUGUUGUCUCUCGCUGAUUACAUUGUCAAUAGGCAAAACUAA